Molecule: messenger RNA, 3873 nt
Organism: Porites lobata
Lineage: Eukaryota; Metazoa; Cnidaria; Anthozoa; Scleractinia; Poritidae
Source: the annotation of a GenBank genome assembly
GGAUAUAAUUGGGCAUAAAUAUAGUCGGAAUAUUUUCACAGCAAGAUAUUUUCCGUGAUAUUAGAUCAUAUAUAUUUUUAUUUUGUGCAAUGUGCGUUCAAUUAUUUCGCCAAUCAACUUGAGGAAACCUUGGGUAAAAUACUCAAGCCAGUCAACUUUUCAUCUUAAACGCAGUAACACUGUUUGACUAGAGUACGAAGUACACGCAGGUAAGAAAAAUAAUGUUAACGUGUUAAUGGGAAAGCACUUAUCUUAUCCCCUAAUAUCCAAUCAAACGAUAUCAUUAUCUUUUGAAACUAAGAUUAAAUUGUCGUCAACAACAAGAGUACGUCGUUAAACUGUCAAGGGUCGAUGGUUUGAGCUGGCCCAAAAGUUAAAGUGACUUUAUCAUCUUCAACAUGUCAUAUGAAUUACACUGGAGGAACUGACCGAAUUGAGCCGAGACUGCAACAGUGGUAAAACUUCCUUUAGAGCUUUCAAAGCGGGUUCCGUCUAUGCUUUGUCUUCAAAUGAAGCUUAAGUGGGAGGGAAUGAAUCUCAGAUGAGACAAGAGGGAACUUUUUUUUUUAUCAGCUCGACUUUACCGGUAAUAUCAGUUUUUGUUUCUGAUAUCAAAUAUUUGAUUUAAGGAUACAGGUUAUGAUUAGAUAAACUGAGUUCAGUAACGUUUCUAUUAGUGAUGAAUCAACAGAUGUAGGUAUAAACCUCCGUGUUCUCCUUACCACAGCUGAUUCGUUGCCUUUACUCUAUCUUCAUUGUGGCCAAUGGUAAAACCGUGAAGAAAACAGUCUCAAAAUUAAACCAUGAUGAUAAUAUUACGUAAUGCCCUCCUAUUGGCGAUACCAUAAGAUUUCGUCCAAAGACUCGAGACCUAUAGAGGUGAACUAAAUUCUGUGUAACCCAGGCAUUUCAAGGAAAUGGCGCUAUAUAAAUAUAAAAUUAUUGUUAUAAUUGUUACUUUUAUUCCCUUCUUUUUUACCAAAAAAAAAAAAAUUAUUACUUAGUGUGCUUUAAAAAUAUUAACAUCUAAAAAUCAGCGUUGUAAUUUACAUUUCUAUGCCAUUACCACUCAAAUGCAGUAAAUUCCGAUUGACGAAGAAAUCGUUACUUUCACGUUUUAGUGCUCAGCCCUAAGAUAAUGGAACAAGCCAAUUCUGCAAAUUUCACCAUCGCUGCGUUGUUGGGUUCAGCCAGGCCUCAGCAAGCACUUAUUAGGGACACAGAUGUGUUUCAUGAGAGGCUUCACGAAGCACAGCGUAAUCGUCUUCAUUCACUGAUGGGAAGCGAUGAAGAAGAAGACCAGGAGUCUGCACAAAUCCCAGGUAACAUUUAAUUCUGUUUACAUUCUUUAGGAUUGACAAAUACUUAUAUGAAAAUAGCGCUUAACAACCCUGACUGUCCGCAUGUAACCUUGUAAAAAGUCGCCUUUUGGAGGCCAGUUUUCAUUUCUCCAGAGACGUAACUACAACUGAGGAACUCAGCGGCAUGUCAGUACGAGCUAUUACAACAAGUAGUUUGGCGAUUUGUUACCCAAAAAAUUACACCCGACGACGUCGCCACAAAUAACUGAUUUCUUUAAUUGUGUAGUAGGGAUUCAUUUAUUAAAGUGUACUAAACAUUUUGGUAGCUAACUAAACAUAUGUUUUUCAGUGAUCUUGACAGAACCGGUAGGCGAGGUUUUACAACGAAACACACCUUAUAAGAAAGAACCUAUUCUUGAAUUAUUAGGCUUUCUCAAAUCCAGCCAAUUUACCCAACUAAUAAUUUCUUUUUAUUUAUAUUACUUUAUAAUAUCAACUGAAAAGAAAUUUGUCUACGAAGAUACAGAGCGUAUUAUGUGUUUGUUGGAGAAAGUGCAGGAUUGAAGGUGUGGGGCCGAUGUAGUUUUAAAUUUGCUUUUUUUUAACCAAUGUCCCACUCACACCAAAUAAACUUGUUUAAUUAAAGCAGGUUUUAAAAAAUGAAAAACAUUCACUGAAAACUUUUACACAUAGGAUUCAAAUGAACUUAACCAUGCACAUAAUGCAGUUUUUCUAAAUUUGUAAUGGCCAAACGUCAGUAGCAGCUUUUACGAGGGAAAUUGUUCAGUUAAAACUGUGUUUAACUACACAGCUUUGUAACAUGUUUAAAUGGGGUAUAACACAGCAACAUGACUUAUGAAAAUACCUUGCAUUUAUAGCAACAUAUUUUUGAAAAAAUAACAAAAUAGCUUUGAUCAUGAAAACAUAAAUUUAAGUUCUGUAAUAAUAGCAACAAAAGAAAUCUCGACGCCGUUUUCUGAAGCCGUCAACUGCGGUUAUCGGUCUACAAUAACGGCUCUGAAAGUUAGAGUUACCGUUAUUAAUAACCGUAUUAUUGAACAGUAUUAUAUAAAAUUUUAAAGCUAUUCGGAAAAACUACAAAGAUUGGUAACUGCUACUGUUCUCCAAACCGUCCGUAUGAAAAGGGUGUGGUUGGAAGUGUUGGAAUGGCAUCUAUUUGUUAAAUUUUCUUUCAUCUCUAACUAAACUUUUAACCAGCAGCUUAGCUAUUUAAAAAGUUGAACUGUUUUUCUUUAUGAAUUAAGAGAUUUAUUAAUGUCUAGAAACCCAGUCAACGGUCCUGAAUUCUGUAAAUUAACAUCACGGUAUUUCCUUAGAAUACAUUUUAGCCCGAGUAUCACCCUUAAAACGAUUUCAGCAGGGACUUUUUACGACGGUCACCUAACAAUGUUCAAAUUCAUUUUAUCUCAGUGACUAAUAAUCGAGCAGUGGCAUCCAAAGGAGAAAACACUCGCGACUCAAAAACGGCAAGAAAGCCACCGAAAACAAGACGAAAGAGGACAGCAUUUACAAGUUUUCAGCUGAAAUGCCUGGAAGAAAAGUUUAUGAUGAACAAAUAUCUGACAAUUGCCGAGAGAGACAUGUUAGCAAAAUCACUUCAACUCAGUAACAAGCAAGUUAAAACUUGGUUUCAAAAUCGUCGAACAAAGUGGAAGCGAGAAAACGUUGGAGAAGCGAUACAUUUGGCUUAUGAAAUACAGAGAAGUGGUAUUGGACCUUACCACCCUCCUUGGGUUCCCUUAUGUCAUUGCCCACCCCCACCCCCACCAGUGUACAGAAUGAACACUAUGUACUCGUGUCCUACUCCAACUUUUAUUCCACCUCAUGGAACACCAUAAAUCAAAAUUAAAAUGCAUCUUUGGUUUUUGUCUAACAGUUGAGGCUUGAUUUAGCUGCAAUUGCAUUCUCACGGUACAGACAAGCCAAUGGCAAAGGAACUGGUUCUAUCAAUGAGGGCUAACCAGUUCAACUCCUGCACUUUCUCACGGUCAUAAAAUGUAAAUCAAGAGUUGCCCAUAUUUUGCAGAUAGCUAUUUGAAAACUGAAUGAUCCGGCUUUCCGAUUAAUAGCGUGAGAACCGUAGUCUAAAGAGGACAGAAUUUAGGGUGUUGUGAAAAAUAGCUAAUUAAUUACUGUCAGAACCUAAGCUCUUUUGCUCUGCCGCCAAUGUGGAUAUAAAAUCCAAUUGCACGAAACACAUACAUAGAAUGAGAAAUGUGCUUCUGUGUGUUCUCAGCUCAAUUAAUGUGGGAAAGUGGGUCUCAGUGUUAUUAAAUCAACGACCGAUAUGCUAUUUUCAUGGUUAGUGUUUGAAAAGUAGACCAACCCUUACAAUGGGGGAGACUGACUAUCGAACUUAGACUUAGAUAAUCGGUCGGCCAAGGGUUUGCAUGGGGUAUAGGUAUCUACUGAGCUCUUUUUAAUCGGGUAUACAGUUGUUUUUACAUUACUCAAACUCAGUUAAGUAAUGAAUUGGACUAAUGAUUUUUCGCAUGAGUGUGUUGGCGAAGGCACGAACGUAUGUAUAACUGUAGUCAUAUCAACUAGUUGC